Molecule: messenger RNA, 2560 nt
Organism: Homo sapiens (human)
Lineage: Eukaryota; Metazoa; Chordata; Mammalia; Primates; Hominidae
Gene: ERVK3-1
Product: endogenous retrovirus group K3 member 1
Exons: 4
Coding region: 202-531 (109 amino acids)
Source: RefSeq, marked validated
AGUGUGUAAGACGCUCACGGGCGCGCGGACUAUCGGGCGGCUAGGCUCUCUGAGGAGGCUGCCACAGUGAAGCAACCGUGACAAGUGGUGCCCGACCAGGGACCUGAACGAGGAAGGUCUGCCAGAGCAGAGAAAGUGAAACUGAUCAGACGAACUACGAACCCCUGGACGGGAGAGUCUGCCGGCGGAGAAUAUAAGGAGAUGGACAAACCGUGUGGGUGCCCUCCAGGUGUGUGUGACCAUGGAACGGGAGACCGGAGGGAUCCAUGGUAUUCAACCGUGGGCCUGUUACCUCCAGUACGAGCCAUGAGCCAGCGGAAUCUGAAUGCAAAGACAGAACAAGGGCCGACCGGAGUCACAAUGACAUCCAACCCCAUAACAUGGGGACAGAUCAAGAAAACGACACAAGAAGCUGAGAAACUACUGGAGCGCCAGGGUCAGGCAAAAACCCCUGACUCCAUGUUCUUGGCCAUGCUAGCUGUAGUGUCCUGUGCGUCUAUAGGAUCGGGUGAACCACCAACCGGCAAUUGAAAGCUGCACAGCCUGAAAUUACCUUUAUUCAAUUAAUGCAAAAACAAAAGGGGAGAUGUUGGAGGCCGAAGGAAUGAGGGUCGUGACCAACUCAGUAUACCACUGGAGGCUCUGUGAGCAAACAGCAAACUGUUCUCAUGAAAGCAGGAUGUUGGCGAACUGACAAACUCUGUCUGCCGCCAGAAGGAAUGCUGGGGGCAGUCAUGUCCCAGGUCCCGUGCUCCUUGAGGUUAUCCACAGGAACAUCCAGAACCUGUUGAACAAAGAAAGGAAUCAUGUGGGCCUGUGUUAAAUCAAAUAGCUGACCGACAGUUAUCCCUUCCUCCCUAUUCACUCUACCUAAUAAAUAUGAAGGGCUGUAAAAGCUCAGGUCCCUGUUCCCUAAUAUCAAGGAGCCCCCUGACCCCUUCUUUCAAACAGAUCCUUUUGUCUGUCUCAUUUCUGCAUUCGUCGUCCUUCGUUCGGUCCAGAAGCAACCGCGACAGUCCUGCAUGUGUUGAUGCCACCUGUAUGUGCAGGUGUGACCUCAGGUGUGUGAGUAUCCCUCAUACCCCUUAUCAUCACUGCCUAUUCGCUCUUCCUCCAGCCUCUGGCAACCACUAAUCCACGUUAUAUGUCUAGAUUUGCCUCUUCUGGACACUUCAUAUAAAUGGAGUCAUACAAUAUGUGGUUUCUUGUGUCUGGCUUUUUACCACUGAACGUUUUCAGAGUUCAUCCAUGUUGUAGCAUGUAUCAGUUUUUCAUUCCUCUUUAUGGCUGAAUAAUACUGCAUUGUAUGGAUAUACCACAGUUUGUUUACUCAUUAGUUCAUAGACAUUGGGGUUGUUUCCAACUCUCUGAUAUUAUAAAUGCUACUGCUGUGAAAAUUCAUGUACAGGUGUUUGUGUGGAUGUAUAUUUUUAAUUUGGGAAGGGGAGGCCAUGGGUGGGACCUAGGCUUGUGAAGAGCCUGGCCUGGGUGUAUCUGUUUGUCCGAGGAGUGCCUGUAUGCAUGGCCAUGACCACACCCACUCCUUGCUGCCUGUGCUCAUUAGCCAUACUUCAUUUUCCAGAAUCCCAGGCCUGGGCCCCUGAAGUCAAAGCCAGGAGCCUAGAGCCACACUGAUGUGUAGGAUCAAAGAGAAGGCGGCAGUGGCCCUGGAAACAAACCUGUCUCUGCAAGAGUCACUAGCAACCUGGGACCUCUGCCCAGGACUGAGACCUCGGGUGCCCCCUACCCUGUAGCUGCUGAGGCCAAGCAAUGUGGAGACAGAGAGAGGGUGAGGUGAUGGAGCCUGAGGUGCCGAGUGAGGUAGAUGGUGGGGUGGCAGUCACAGUGGCACAGGAGGCAGGUACAGGGCUAGAUGUUUUCAGAAACCAGAUAUCCCUCUAAAACACACCCUGCUUCUGCUGCCUUCAUUCCACUGCCCUGCCUUCCUCAGCCUGCUCUACACCACUACCUCCUCAUGGUUCUCCUGCCUCCCGUUGCCCCCUUCAUCACUCUCCACUCAGCAUUGGGUAGAGAGGGUCUUUUACCCCUGACUGAUGAGGCCACCCCUCUCUUUAAACCCUCCAUCACUGCCCAGGCCAUCAGAGUAUGGUUGGCAAACUCUUCUGUAAAACACAAGCAGCAGGCUGGGCGCAGUGGCUCAUGCCUGUAAUCCCAGCAUUUUGGGAGGCUGAGGCAGGCCUGAGGUUGGGCCUAUGAGACCAGCCUGGCCAACAUGGUGAAACCCUGUCUCUACUAAAAAUACAAAAAAUUAGCUGGGCGUGGUGAUGCAUGCCUGUAAUCCCAGCUACUCGGGAGGCUGAGGCAGGUGAAUCGCUUGUUCCCAGGACAUAGAGAUUGUGGUGAGCCAAGAUCGUGCCUUUGCACUCCAGCCUGGGCAACGAGCGAAACUCUGUCUCAAAAACCAAACAAAAAACACACAAGCAGCAAAUGUCAGCUUUGUAGGCUCAGAGAGAAAACCAAGAAUGUUACAAAGGUACCUAUCUAACAAGAGAAAAACAUGUCCAUACAUUUUAUUAAUAAAAUCCAAAACUUUGUUAAA